Messenger RNA from Perca fluviatilis (European perch), 1999 nucleotides. It is a transcript of the gene arcn1b, whose product is annotated as archain 1b. Gene Ontology annotation, cellular component: COPI vesicle coat; cytosol. The transcript has 10 exons. Gene Ontology annotation, biological process: Golgi localization; endoplasmic reticulum to Golgi vesicle-mediated transport; retrograde vesicle-mediated transport, Golgi to endoplasmic reticulum. The record is from RefSeq and is a predicted model, not a curated record. The coding region runs from base 187 to 1719 and encodes 510 amino acids. NCBI's taxonomy places the organism in Eukaryota, Metazoa, Chordata, Actinopteri, Perciformes, Percidae.
UCUAUCGCUGCUCUUCCGGUGGAGACGUGGCUCUGUACUGCUGCCAUAUUGACGCUAGCUAGCUAACAAUCACACAACUUGGAGUCAGCUGUAUAUCUGCACCUUGCUAUUCUAGAGUGACUAGAAAUCACAAAAAUCAAGAAACACGAGAGACGGAAGAUCGUCCUACCAUAGAGAGAGACCAAAAUGGUGCUGUUGGCAGCGGCGGUGUGCACCAAGGCCGGCAAGGCCAUUGUAUCGCGGCAGUUUGUUGAAAUGACCCGGACCCGUAUUGAGGGUCUUCUGGCUGCAUUCCCUAAACUGAUGAACAUGGGCAAGCAGCACACCUUUGUGGAAACAGACAGUGUUCGCUACGUGUACCAGCCACUGGAGAAACUCUACAUGGUCCUCAUCACUACCAAGAACAGCAACAUCCUGGAAGACUUGGAGACACUCAGACUCUUCUCCCGUGUGAUCCCAGAGUACUGUCGUGUGCUGGAGGAAAGCGAAAUAUCGGAGCACUGCUUUGACCUGAUCUUUGCCUUCGAUGAGAUUGUGGCACUAGGCUACAGAGAGAACGUCAACCUGGCUCAGAUCCGCACCUUCACAGAGAUGGACUCUCAUGAGGAGAAGGUUUUCCGUGCUGUCAGAGAGACCCAGGAGAGAGAGGCCAAGGCAGAGAUGAGGAGGAAGGCCAAGGAGCUGCAGCAGGCUAGAAGGGAUGCUGAGCGCUCUGGAAAGAAGGUGCCAGCUUUCGGCGGCUUUGGCAGCGGCGGCAUGACCAGCGUCUCGUCUGGGUCCAUCAUUACAGACACCCUCGUCGAGCCUGAGAAGCCCAAGAUCACACCAGCUACAGUCAGACCAAGUGGACCCAGUAAGGCCCUGAAACUGGGUGCUAAAGGGAAAGAGGUGGACAACUUUGUCGACAAGCUCAAGUCCGAGGGUGAAACCAUCAUGCCCACCUCAGGAAAGAGAGGCUCAGAUGUAUCUAAAGUUCUACCACCACCAGUCAAUGUGGAGAGUGUACAUCUGCGUGUGGAGGAGAAGAUCUCGCUGACUUGUGGACGUGACGGCGGCCUACAGAACAUGGAGCUGCUGGGCAUGAUCACGCUCCGAGUCACAGACGAAAAGAGCGGACGCAUCCGCCUCAUCAUCAACAACAAUGACAACAAAGGAUUGCAACUGCAAACCCAUCCCAAUGUGGACAAGAAGUUGUUCACUGCUGACUCAGUGAUUGGCCUGAAAAACCCAGAGAAGUCCUUCCCUCUCAACAAUGACGUUGGUGUGCUGAAGUGGAGACUACAGUCCACAGACGAGUCCCUCAUACCUCUAACCAUAAACUGCUGGCCUUCAGAGAGUGGUAGUGGCUGUGAUGUCAACAUCGAAUACGAGCUGCAGGAGGAGAGCCUUGAGCUCAACGAUGUGGUCAUCAGCAUUCCUGUACCGUCUGGUGUGGGAGCCCCUGUGAUUGGUGAUCUGGAUGGCGAGUACAAACAUGACAGCAGGCGAAACAUUCUGGAGUGGUGCCUACCGGUCAUCGAUGCCAACAACAAGACCGGCAGCCUGGAGUUCAGCAUCGCCGGACAGCCCAAUGACUUCUUCCCUAUCAAUGUGUCCUUUGUGUCCAAGCGCAACUACUGCGACAUCCAGGUUACCAAAGUGACUCACGUAGAUGGCGACAGCUCCAUUAGAUUCUCUUCAGAAACCUCCUUUGUUGUCGACAAAUAUGAAAUCCUGUAAAGAAUAUUCAAAGAAAACGUCAAAAUCAAAAAAAAAUCACCAACAAAAAAAAAAGUCCAAAUCUAUGCUUCAGAGAAAGAUUGAAGUUUUCUUGCCUGCCCACCCUGUAUACUAUUUCAGAGACUGUGUACAUCGACAGGACUACGUCAGCCCUCUGGCAAAGCCUCUUCCUGUGGUGGAGCAGAGCAGUGGUGGUGUAUUUAUAUGUUUGUAUGAGAGAGAGGAUCAUCUAUAUAUAGAGUUAAUUGAACAGGAAAACCCAACAAACACACAAAAAAAA